Neodiprion fabricii is the source of this 12851-nucleotide messenger RNA. RefSeq names its product voltage-dependent L-type calcium channel subunit beta-2 (gene Ca-beta). The record is from RefSeq and is a predicted model, not a curated record. The transcript has 11 exons. Gene Ontology annotation, molecular function: protein binding; high voltage-gated calcium channel activity. Gene Ontology annotation, cellular component: voltage-gated calcium channel complex. The coding region runs from base 3387 to 4895 and encodes 502 amino acids. NCBI's taxonomy places the organism in Eukaryota, Metazoa, Arthropoda, Insecta, Hymenoptera, Diprionidae. Gene Ontology annotation, biological process: calcium ion transmembrane transport; neuromuscular junction development; chemical synaptic transmission.
GUCGUACACCUACCGAAGAAAGAGAAAUAUGUACACCGAUUGUUAGUGCGUUAACAAACUUGAGAAUAAAAUUGAUUUGGAAUAUCGUAGCAUUGUGUAAAAUAUUAUACGGAUGUAAAGAUGUGCAGCGAAAUGUGACUGUGGCUAUGGGGUGUUCAAUGAUUAUUAAUCCAAUAGUUUUCUGGACAACGUUGAGUACUGAAGUUAAUUAUUGCGAAAGGUCUCGAAGCUAGAAUUAAUUAACAUGCAGUUUUUCAGCGUGACGGGUAUAAAAGGGCUGUGAUUAUAAUGGUCGCAGCCAAUUUCGUGGAUUAAAAAAGAACGUAACACGGUUAUAAAAUAUAAUCAAGCCUCGUAUCUGAAAUUACGAUCUCAUAUAUAUAUACAGUGCUGAUGUAAUUUAUACCGUAUUAUACGUACAGUGCGACCAGAAAAUAAUAACGUUAAUAAUCAGUGUUUCAACAUUUUAACGUGAACAUUUAUCUUUGCGUGACUUAUAUUAAUCAUUCGUGUGACUACAAAUUUUUUAAAUAACUAGACUUCUCACAGUCAGCUGUCGUCCUUAAUCAAAUAAUUCUAAACCAAUCCCAUUACCGCUUACCAGCUUUUAGCAUUGAUACUCGACCUUUAUACUGUCCUUGACUUUCUCAAAUAUAAAAAAUUCCUCAAGGAUACAGUUAUCCUUGAUAUUGUGACAUCAAGUCCGACUUAAUUAUACUCGUAUUUCUAAAGUACAAAACCGUUUAAACUUUUAUCAUGCAAUACGAUUAACAAACAUUGAAAUAACAAACAGGCAAACAACGAUACUCAAAUUACCUCGGAGCGAAGAAACGUAUACUUAUAAUGUUAAGGAGAAAAAAUACUCUCGGUCAUUAUUGAGGCGAGGUUGAAAGAAAAAAAGGUGAAAAGAAAUUAGUGAAUCCGUUUAAUAUUCGAUAACUGCUUUAGUCAUGAUGAAUCGAUGAAAUUAGUAACGAAAAGGAAAAGUAAAAAAACAACUUAAUGCCUCUGAACGGGUUACACCAAAGUCUAACACUGCUUUAUGUGCCUUAAAUAGAUUUUAAUGUCGAAGGAGAUAAGGUGCAGAUAAUGAAGCAUAGUGAAUUGAGUUGACAUUUGACGGCGCGGUUCAAAUCAAGUUUUCAAUAUUUUGGAACGGUCAACGGUUGCGCAAAAAAUAUUUUUACAAUUAUUCUUACCACUGUUUCGUCAAUAUCGGUGAGUUAUUCGUAGCCGGGUCCCAACAGUAAUAUACUACCGUCCCGCAGGUCAUAGUCAAAGUUACUCUUCAGUUCGGACGGCCAAUGAGAACUGGAGGAUCUAUAAUUUGUUUAGACUUGCUAUUUAAAGUUCCCUACGUGGGCUUAGCUAUACAAGAAAUUCCAAAAUCUACAUUAAAUCGCUUGUUUGUAGAGCCAAGCUAAAUAAAACUGUGAACCUGCCUGUCGACGGGCAACGAUUAGUUGCUAUGAAUAAACCUGGGUAGCAAUAUAUUAUCCCUCUCCAGCCAGUGUGUGCAGACGAAAAUUUGCUCGCAAGUCGAAAGGCUCCUUCUUUCUCGUUCAUGCAAUUUCUUUGUAAAAAUAUUUCUCAACAUCCCACUUGCAAAGGACGCUGGUUACACACUGUCGAAAAGUUUAUCAUAUCAGUCGGUAUCUUCGUUCGCAUGUCCCGAGGCUUUGCCCGUCACACACGGACGGAAUAUAUCAGCAGAUUCUACUCAAAGCUGCUGGAAAAAAGGUUUUUCGGUAAAGUAAACUUCGUGGAACGCAGAAUUUACUCCAAAAACAAUGAAAGCCACUGUGUGCAGAUUAAAAUCUGUUACGUUUGUAGUAAAAAACGUGGUUGGCGUGGGUAUUCUUAACCAGCAGACUUCAUGUGUCCUUCUUGUGUUUUCGAGUAGAAUCUGCUCUUUUAUUCUCUCCGUGCAGUCCUGAGGUGUUUGUGAUGGAUUUUUCUCGCGCCCUCUCUUUCUCUGCUCCCCUUAAUCAUUGGGGGUAUCGAAUACCGUGAUCUAUAAGUGCCUGCGCGGGCGAUCAGAUCGGAUCAACAACUCGACAGUCAGUCGGCCGUUUGCUGCUCGCGUCAGCGGUUGUCCAAGUCCUCCAGAAACUGCGGCGCAGUUUUCGUUUUCGAAGUGCGAAAAGACGGAUUGACAUUCCAAAAAUCUACCAUUUUACACUUUUUUGCGAGUAUGAAAUUAUAUUCCUCCAAAUACCUCCACACGUCGCGAUCUAUAGCUGAGGAACGGAAUGAAAAAUUAAAUAUUCUUCCAUAAGCUUUUCAAAUCUCGCAUAAGUUCUACAGCCACAUGGUUUUUCCCCUAUAGUACCUACGCGUCAUUCGUGUGGAACAAUCGAUCUUGUUACAACUCGCGGUAAAGUUCGUGCUUGCAUGCGGUACUCGAAACGAGGUCAAUAGCCUCAAUCGUUUAAGCCGUAGUAGUGAAGCCGUAGAAAUUCAGUGAAAGAUCGCAAAUCUUGAAUCGGUAGACUGGGACUCUGGUCAGUGUUUCGUUACCGGUUUUUUCUGCAGUUACGUAUCGGCAAAAAAAUUUAUCUUCUUAUCCAGCUGGAUUUUUAGUUUCUGGGGUUUGAUUGUAUAAAUCUGUAAAAGAGAUAUACAAUGAAAUUUUUAACUCCAGUCUUUGUUUCAAGUUCAGGAGCGAAAACAGUGUUACAUGUUGCAAGAUUCGUUAGAACUUUAACAGAUAGCUCGAAAUUUCAUAACAUUAAAGUCGGUGUUAAUUGAAUAAUGCGAGAUUUUUCCAUUUACAAGCAUAAUCAUCCUGUGCUGUAGUUUCACGAUUGUUUUCAGAAAUUGUGGUACGGCUAACCUUUUAGGCGACACUGAAGUAUAUUAAUGAGAAAGUGUCACAAAUUUUAAAGGAAAGAAGAAAAUUAAAUAAAUAACUGAACAAGCAGCCCGAAAAGAUUAGUAAAAUAAAAACGGUGUUCUCGAUCCCCCUCAACGCAAUACGUUGCAAAUUUUGGAUGGCUUGCAAAAAAAGACGAAAAAAGGAAUUCCUUUAGCCGAGGGCGUUGAGUUAGGGUGGUUUGGUUGGUGGCGAGAUGCAGGGAAUCGGCCGAAGGUGACAAAGGGACGAUUAUUGUACAUAAGGGUCGGUGAUCAGAACUCAUGUAAAUCAGUAGUGAAAUGACAUUUUUUCGUUUCCCGUUCUUCGUUCUUUUAUUUACUUAAAGUGAAACAAAACAAAUAUUAUAUAUAAUAUUAUACGUAUACAUCUAUAUAUAAAUAAAACGACUCAAAAUUUAUAAUCAUUAAAUUAAAAAAAUGAUAUUCGGGUAAAACAGUGCUAUGCAAUUACCGGACGAUAUUGUAAUAAAAGUGGAAAAGUGAUACAGUUGGAAAACGCCGGCUCGGCUAUGAUUGGAUAUAACCAACAAAACACCGGCUACAACAAGCUCUUUACUCAGGGCUCGGCAGACUCCAACUACUCGCAGCCAAGCUCGGAUCUAUCGUUGGACGAAGAAAAGGAGAGCCUGCGUCGGGAGAAAGAAAGACAAGCUCUUAACCAACUGGAGAAAGCAAGGACGAAGCCGGUAGCGUUCGCCGUCAGGACGAACGUUAGCUACGACGGAUCCGUCGACGACGACUCACCGGUUCACGGAUCGGCCGUUAGUUUCGACGUCAGAGAUUUCCUCCACAUCAAGGAGAAGUACGAUAACAAUUGGUGGAUAGGGAGGCUGGUAAAAGAGGGAUGCGACGUCGGUUUUAUUCCUUCGCCGGUUAAGCUCGAGGCACUUAGACUUCAGGCAAGCGCUGCUCGCGGCACUAAGGGUCUCUAUUCAGCAAGGGGUGGCUCUUCAGGAAAUCUCGGUGAAAGUGGGAUGCCGUCACGAGGAUCGACGCCGCCAACGCCAGGUGACGAUAGUGACAGCGUGGGUAACGUUAGGCCGGGAAAAACGACCCUCACAACGCCGCCGGCGAAAGAAAAGCGAAAGAACUUCUUCAAGAAACCGUCUUACGAGACCGCCACACCGUACGACGUCGUACCUUCAAUGAGGCCCGUAGUUCUUGUCGGCCCUUCCCUGAAGGGUUACGAAGUCACCGACAUGAUGCAGAAAGCGUUGUUUGACUUUCUGAAACACCGCUUCGAGCGCAGGAUCAUUAUAACGAGAGUUAUGGCUGAUAUAUCGCUGGCCAAAAGAUCUUUACUAAAUAACCCUACGAAACGUGCUAUAAUGGAAAGAUCGACCAGCAGAAGUAGCUGUCUUGCGGAGGUUCAGGCUGAGAUAGAGAGAAUUUUUGAACUCGCGAGAACGCUCCAACUAGUGGUUCUGGACUGCGACACGAUAAACCAUCCUUCGCAGCUCGCGAAGACGAGUUUGGCACCGACGAUUGUCUACUUGAAGAUAUCGUCGCCGAAAGUGCUCCAGAGGCUGAUUAAAUCCCGGGGUAAAUCUCAGGCCCGGCAUCUGAAUGUGCAGAUGGUCGCGGCGGAGAAACUCGCCCAGUGCCCGCCGGAAAUGUUCGACGUUAUCCUCGACGAGAACCAGCUCGACGAGGCCUGCGAACACGUUGCCGAAUACCUCGAAGCCUACUGGAGAGCCACUCACCCCCCUGUCGCCACCCCAGUUCCUAGGGUCAUGCCGGCUCCUGACGCCCCCGUCGACACUCUCGCGCCCCGCGUGACGCCAGGAGGUCAUCAUGAGAGCUACUAUGGUCAUGAACCACGAGGGUCCUCGUCUUACGGCGGUAGUCACGGCGGGACGGGAACGCGGCGCUCGAGAUUAGAGCGAUUGGACCGCGAACGAUCGGACCACGACUAUCCCGAAGAGGACAACUACGUGACAGGCAGCGUCGACUACAACAACAGCACGUCGAGACGUCGUCAGCCGCAUCAGGACUCUCGAGCGCUAAAUGCCAUCUAGGAGCUGGUGCCCCGGGGCCCGCCUCUGCUACGCUGUACCCAUCUUCGUACCACGGCGCUUUGACUCCGAAAGACGAAAGGAAGAAAGAACGAAAGAAGAAACGGAGGAAGAUACAAGAACAUGAAAAAUAUGCCAAUAUUUUUAUGCACGAUACCCAUCGCGUUAAAUGGACAAAGUUACGGUACUUAGAUAUGCAAUCAUCCCUGUCAACAUUUUCGCUUCAAUCAUCCGCAAUGCGGGAGUCCAGGGUGGUUAACGGGCCGCGGGAAUCAUCUUCGCGAUUUUAUAACCAAGUUAUCCAGCCAGUUCUUAUGACAUUUGUAAUUUCUCUUUUACGUAAUAUUGUUUAUUCCAGCACUAGAUGUUAAAAAUGAAAGAGAUUAUACGGCUUAAUCUAGAUUUAUUUAGUAAAUACUCGGACUUUGUAUUCUUGCCACGUUUUAUGAUGUUUUUCGUUCUUGAUUGUCGACAUGAUCGUCAACGGUAGAUUCCCUCGACUUUGACGCCUUGGAUUCCCAGAGCACUCCCGAAUAUCUCGCCAACGUGUACCGAUAUCAGACGGUCGGUACGAUUCUUUACCUAUUUUAGAAGUUGAUGUAACAUCGAGCGCAUCGUCGUCGCUAUCGGCCAACGAAUCAUUCGAUCUUCGGCUAUAAAUAUUUGUUUGUUUUUACUUUAGCAACCAAUUCCGAAAGAAUUGAAAUCGAAGGUGUAAAAAAUGGCGAGUAAUUGAAAUCAACCAUAUAUACGUUCGUUUUUAUCGUUUGGUAUUAUAUCAACCUUCCGAAGUAUGUCAGGUCGAAAAACGAGAACCCAUAUUUACGGAUGUCAUAGAGUUCGGGUCUGCUGAAAAAAUGAAGAAAGAAGAAAAAAGGUCAAUCAGAGCCCUGGGGCCCCCAUCCCCCCCCCACCCCCACACCCCCACCCCCUGCCCCUACGUCCCUGUGCCGCGCAGCGCCGACGCGGUCACGAUAUCGUGUUAAAUAUAUAAAUUCGUUAUUUUUAUUCGUGGAGAAAUUUUUCAAAUUUUUCAACUAUUGUAAUAAUAUACGUAUAUUCGGUAGGGCCCCUAUCUCCGUAUACAUAUAAUAUAUAUUUGUGCAUAUGUAUAUACAUUGAUACGCACGCGCUCGAAACAUGGCGGUAUUGUAUAUGUUACAUAUAUAUAAUAUGUAUUAUACUAUAUUUAUCUACAUCGUAGAAUCAAACAUAAAAUAAUUACACCUCCUCCAUGGACCCCAACACCUGUACACACGCAUACACGUGGAUGUUUUCAUUGCUUUUCAGCACGCGAUCGAACUUUGUUUGUAAACUUGUAAUUGUCCUCAAGUUUCGCUGGGAAUUCAUUCGUACGGUACACAAAUUUUCUUCGAUUGUUUUUUGCGGAUGAUCAUAUCCAUUUUUAUUCCUUGAACAAGGCUUUUCCAAUUUUUCCUAUUAAAUCGGCUAAUACAGCGUGUAUUAACAUAUCACAUUGAACGUCGCUGAUAAUAUGGUAGGUAUAAAUUUCAAUAAAAGAAAGCAAAACAAAAGAUGAAAACACAAAAUUUCCCAUAUCCAUGAAUGUUCAUCUAUACAAAACAAAUUCGCUCCAGGUCAAAUAUUUCCGAAAUUGGAUUGAGGGCUUCUUUCAUAGCUCGGCUGAUACAAAGAAUCACUCAUUGAUUCGCUGUGGAUUUUACAUUUCAAGGUUCGACGAUUGUCUGCUGAAAACUGACGAAAAGCUUCGCUGAAAUCACGUGUUUAAUCAUCGUUAGGAGUCAGAGUAUGUACAAUACCGUGUACAAUUCAUCGUUAUUAUAAUUAUUAUGUGGAACAUAACGUGCUCCGGAAAAAAUGCAUAUAUGUAGGUAGUAAAUAAUUUGAGAAAAAAAACACGUUUAAAUAUUAAUAUUAUAAUAUAUUAUAUAUAAAGCUGAAAAAGAAAAACUUUUUUCACCAGCUCAAGUAUAUAUGAUCAUAAAAUUUGUUACAUUAUUAUAGGUAUGUAACAUAAAAUAAUAUAAAACAUGAUAUACUUUGGGAGAAAAGAAAAACAAACGAAAUGAUAGCAGAUGACAGUAUUUUUCUUGUACACUUUUAUACAUAAACAAAGCAUAUAUUAUACAUGUAUUAUAUCUUGGCUUCGAUUGAUCGUAGAUGAAUUUAAUGUAAUCAUACUAAUACGCAAAAUUAUAACACUUUCCAUUCGCGAAUUUAGGAACCGUUUUCACAAUUAUUACUUUAUCGCCGUAUUUUAUUUUUCCCCUCACUUGCAGAGCACAAAAAUAUCACUACUCUAUGCCUGAGUGAUCGGCCAUUGUUUCGUUCGCAUAUAUAAUUAUGAUAUACGUAAUUCACUAGGUACUGAAUGUUUUUGUUCGUGUAUAACAGUGAUCGAAAACAAUUCAUACAAUUCGACGGCUGAGAUCAACAAAAUCCCACCUCCGAAUAUGGUUCAAAAACAUCGUAUCUCAGCAUUUCAUUCGAAAACAUCGUAUGUCCUCGGAGAUCACUUUAGACGUACAAUGUUGUUGGAUUUUGUUGAAUCGAAAUCUGAAAUGGGGUUUUGUUGAUCUAAGUCGUCGAAUUGAUGACAUACACAAGCCCAGUGCUAUAAUGCCCGAUUAAUGUUUAAACAGGAAUACAAAUUAUAUACCUUUACCCAGUUUUAUUCUUACAGUUGAAUUGCAAAGUAAAAUGUCGAGGUGAUUUUGUUGAAAAAAGAAAAUGAAUAAACAAAAGCGAGGGGAAAUAUAAUGGUGAAAAAUAAGUAUAACGUAGAGGAAGAUAAUAGGUGAAAAAUAAAAAACUCAAAGAUUGCCGUAUUCAGAUACAAGUAGACAGAAAAUUACGUAACAUGAUUAAUCGGACGAGGUGAAAAAAAAAAGCCAAGAAAAUGUUUGGAGCUGGAUCCAAAUUAAGAAGUAAUAACGCUAGUGUGACUAUUAUUUUAUUUUGUUAUUGUAUAAAGACUCGUUAAAUGAAUAAAAAUAUACGUAGGCAAAAUACAGGAAAUUAAUAAAGAAUUAACGAUUAGACAAAAAAGUAAAAUUUAUACAUUUCAGAAUUCUGCGUCGAAAAUGUAUAUUAUUAUACAUAUUUAUAUAACGCGAGGCUGCUAAAUUGUACUAGACACAUGAAUACAUAAUGCAUAAGAAAAAGAACGAUAAACAUAAAACAGAAAAAAAUUACUACUACAUAAUUAUAGCAUGAAAAUUAGUUGGAAAUCAUUUAUAUAUAUAAAGAUAUUAUAUCAUCUGUUAUAGUGCAGGGGUAAUGUAAAUAUUGUAAGAAAUUUCACACAAUUUAACCGAACUGGCUAAUCGUAAUCCCCCGCGAAAAUACCAGCUGUUGCAAUUAAUAAAAAUUAACAGAAUAACAAUAAUGAAAAAUAAUAACAGUAAUAAUAGUAAUAGUAGUAAUAUUAUUAACAAUGUUAAUAAUAAUAAUAAUAAUAAUAAUAAUAAUAAUAAUAAUAAUAAUAAUAUUAAUAAUAAUAAUACUGACGAGGAUAAUAGAGAAACUAGGACGAAAUUUAAUCAUCUCCAUCCGGCGUACGUUUAUCCCAUUUAAAUAUCGUCGACUAUUUUCACGGCGCAUGAACAUCGCGUCAAAUAUAUAAUUCUUAUAAUAAUAAUGAAGCUAAUGAAUUUAACAAUCGAGAUUUAUUAUUAUCAUUCAAAAUAUCUGUCGCAUGAAUAUUGUAUACGUAUACAUAUUUAUACGUACUUACAAUAUACGUAUAUCAUUUAUUACAAUGAAAUACAAUAUUAUUAACUAGCAUUAUUUUACACCGUUAAAAAUGUUUGGGUAUUCUCAAGUACAGUUUUAAUUCCAUAUCAUUUCGGGCAAAUUUUACACAAAUCCUUUUAUAGAAUAUGGAAUUUGGACUGGACGAGAAAAAAUUGAGGCUUUUUGCAACACAACCUGUAAGAUUCUACACAAAAUUAUACGAAAUUAUUAACAGUGUUGUACGAAAAUAUCUAUCCGCAGAAUAUUCAUGAAUAACCCGCGCGAAUUUCAAUAAAAAUCGUAUAAUUAAAUUAGUGUAUAUUAGGGUAUGAAAGAUGUAAUAGGCAAAAUUUAGGUUAGCGUGCGGUAAUUUUCUGCGUGUAUAUACGAUAUAUAUACAUAUGGUACAUUCCAUGCCAAUUCGACCUAGGUCUAAUGAUAUGAUUAUCCUGACUUUGGAAGGCAUUCAGUUUUAAUUCGCAUAUUUUCCGAACGAUUUAAACUGUGUGAAAUCUUUCUAAAUUAACGUAUUGAUUUAAACAUGAUUUUGGAAGUACAAAUUACUUCGGAAAAAUGCUACGUCAGAUAUCAAAGUUUUAAACGCUGAGCCAAAGUGAACCACCGAUUCCUUCUCACCUUUUUUCAGCAAUCGUUCGGAAGAUAUAACAAAAAAAUAAAAACAUGAAAAGAAUCAGUGAGUCCAAUUAGUCUGGAAAAGGGUCAGACCCAGGACGAGUUGAGAUGAAAUACACCGUAUAUAUGUAUAAGGUAUACACGUAUAAAAUUCGAAGUUUGAAUUCUACUUGUACGAAAUAUUCGAUCAUAAUUCGUGUACGCCUUUUUCACUUACACGUCUUCUACGUAUUUUGCGCAUAUUUUAUGUAUGAUACACAUCAAGCAUUUAAUUUUCAAUUUAUACCAUGUACAGUUUUUUUCUUUUUUUUGUAUAAUUUAAAUUUUCACACACAUACAAUAGUAGAACAUUCGGAAACUUGCAGAAUUGAAUUCGCUGCCGACAGCUGCUGCAAGCUUAAAAUGUAUAAAAUUUCGUCAACCCUUUUAGCAUAUACUAACAUACAUGUGUUUUCAUGUUCAUACAUAAAUAUGCAUGUAUAACAAUUUGGUACAUUAUUAUGAUUAUUACGUUACGUUUAUUAACACGAUUAUCGUUAUGAUUGGUACUUCUAUUAUAUAUUACUAUCAUUGUGAUUAUUGGUAGUGUUGUUAUUAAUAUUAUUUAUGCUUAGGUGUAGGGUUUUACGAAGGUUUACAUUAAUCGUAGAUAAGGAAUUCUCGAGUAUAAUACGCGAUCGAUUAUUAAAUAAUGUGGUUCAUUGAUUUCAUACCGUCUCCUAAUAAGAUUGUAAUUAUAUAUGAAAAUUUUCGUAUAGAUGAAGAUUAUUAUCUAAUACAAUAUACAAAUAUAGAUGAAAGUCCAGCAGUGUUAGGGUAAAUGGCUGAUUCAACGGUUACAAACGCUGAGGUAUUGUACUGUUACAAGAUAAUGUUUAUAAUUAAUUACAUGUAUAUGUGUACUACGUCACGUAGGUAUGUACAGUACCAUGUACACAUACGUACAUACAUACACAUUAAUUAUAAAUCCCGUGUGAUACAAGCUUUAAUGAAGGUCCAAGGUGGACGGUGGCGUACGUACGCAAUCUUGCGGUUUAUUAUGUAUAUCAUCAUUUCCACAAUGUACAUUGAUUACAGAAUUGACAAUGAGCUUUCAGCUUUCAACAAUUGCGAACAAGGCGUACACAGCAGCUAACUUAGGCUUUACACCUGUCUGUUGAAUGAAAAACAAAUCGAAGCAAUCAACUCCGCAAUACCUGAAAACCGUGAGAAGGUUUUUUAUAAUUGUACCUACUUUUCGGGUGAUGCAGAAAUUAUCCAAUCAACUCAUUAGCUGCUAAUUGAAAAUUUCCCGCAACUAGUCCGUUCGCUUCAUUAUAUGUAUAUAUAUAUACAAAAAUAUAUACACAUAUACGUAUAUACAUAUAUAUCACACAUACCAUGUGACUUGUAAUGGAUCCUUUUAAAGCAUAAGCGACGGUUUAGCAUCGACAGACUCAGGUACGAGUUAGACCAAGUUCUUUAAACAAAUUUCGUUGGAAAUAUUCUGAUAAACAAUUAAGUUAGACCCUUGUGGAGAAAAAUGUAUUAUAAAAAGAUAAUAUGAUUUUCCAGAUACUGUACCUAGAUAACCUGCUGCUUUACUAGAUAUUUUGUGUUCCUCAUUUUUAUUGUCAAUUUCAUUACCGACUUUAUUUAUCGAAGAAAUACUCAGCCGUGUAUUCGUGUAUGAUAAGGCGUUGAAAUUUUUGGGAAAUAGUCAAACUUAUGCCAAAUAUCUUUCACACGGUGUAGGUAUAUCAAUUCUCGCAUGUAUAUAGAUCUUAAUAUGAUUGAUACCUUUUUAAAUCGGACGAAUCUGUGAAUAUAAUGAACCUAUAAACGAGGAAAGAAGUAUGAUGAAAAUAAUUUAUCGAUCAAAUUCGUGAUGUAAUAUGUAUGUAGGGUAGAUAUGGAUUUGUGCAUAUAAAAUUACGAAAGAGAAAUAUGGCCCAACGGUAACUGAACGUCGCGUCGGUGCAAGUUCGCUGUUAAUUCAUCGACGUAAAUUAAUGAAUACAUUAUAUACACGAGGAAAUGGUUAAAUUAUGUGUUGCGUGUUGGCUGCCAUUUUUGGUAGGUAUGUUUUUGUUGUCGCGUGAUCAUUUUUCGUAAUUUGCAUUCUACGAAAGCGUCUGUAUAAUUAAUUACGUGACCACUGCAUUAUUGCCACCGGUAAUUAUCCAGGUACGGGUAUAAAUAUAUACAUAUAUGUAUACAUAAGACAAAGUGUUGAAAUUUUCAAUCUUUUGAUACACACACUAUCGGGUUAAGGGUGCGGCUGUAUAUUAUUAUAUAAAGGUGUCGUCGAGCGCGGUUGAAAGUAUACAAUAGUAGGUAUUUAUUGAUAAUAUUGUAAGAAAGGACGAUUCGUGCUGAAUUUGAAAAAUCACGUCACUUAGUGGCCACGCGUUACCGUGCCAUAAUUUUAUAAUUUUCCGUCAGGUAAAUUGUUUCCCUGAGUUUUGUACAAGAAGUGAUGAAUUGGGUAAAUAAGAUUAUCUUAUUUCACAGCGUUUACUUCAUUGCAACGGGUCGUCGUCAUAUUUCGUGCCAUGCGUAAUUUCUGCGUGUCACUUUUUGACUUGAGUAAAUGGAAAAAAAAACAAAUGUAUAACAAAGAAAGCAUUUAAAAAAUAUGAAAAAAGGUUGAAAAAAGAAAAAAAAAAAAUAAAUAAAUAAAUGAAUGAAAGGCUAUCGGGUAACGUUGUAAUUAUUCUAGGAUAUUUCAAAAUUAAACGGGUCAGCUAACGCAAUGACUCCUCGACGUUUCGUCUUCUGUUCGGCUGGUUCAUUGGAUCAACAUAACAUAUUAUGUACAAGAAGAGGAUUUGAUGUUCAAGUGCUAUAUGUAGCAUGCGUUUGAAAAUUGUUUCAUUAUUAUAUUCGACGAAAUGAUUACGACUGUUGAUAUACGAGAGAAGUUAUAAAAUUUAUGGUUAGUUAUAUGUAUAUUAGUAUAAAAUAUCUUGUAUCAAUUAUAUGUUUAUUGUUAUUAUUAUUAUCAUUAAAACUUUUAUUAUUAUUAUCAUUGUUAUUGUUAUCAUCACGAUUGUCGUUUUCGUUAUCAUUGGGUUGUUUUCGUUAUCUUAUAGUCAAUUAUAGUAUUGAUACGUACCGAAAGAUGUGUCUGUGUCUAUCGGUGAGAUAUUUUAAUUUCAUCCGAAUUGAAGGAAUUGAGAUCGAAAAAUAUAUAUAUAUAAUGAUAAAGAGAUGUUGUAAAUUUGAUCUUAUACCUAAUGAAGAGUGCUAUACUACUGCAGCCGCAUACUCCGAUAAUGUAUUUUCCUGGAUUUCACUCAGGUUAAACAGAUAUUGACACACGAACGUAACAGUCAGUGACAUUCUCGUUGCAGCUUAUCCCAAAUGAUUUUCAGGUACACGAACAUGUAUUAUAUAGUAUAGAAACGAAUGCGCUGAAUCGACACGAUGAUUUUCAACAGAGUAGGGCUUCAAUGGAUCAAUUAUUAUGAUGAUCAUCAUUGUUAUUCACUUGGUAAAUCGCCCUUUUUCUCAUAGUAUUUUUAAUUUUGUGUAUAGAUUUGAGAGUGAGCGGCGUGCAGUUGCUUCGAUGUUGAUAUGUCAAUGCUGUGAUGUCAUCCUUUGGAAAUAAAAAGUAAAAAGUAAAAA